AUGAGUUCACCAGAGAUAGAGGCAAGUGGUUCUUCUGAAUCAAAAUCCGGAUCUUCCAGUCAAAAAAACCCUUCCCGUACACCAACAUCAUGGGACGCAGAAGAUGAUAUACUUUUAAUGCACUUGAAAGACAACCAAAAAUUGGGUUGGAAAGAGAUAGCCAGUAAUUUCACUAACAGAACGCCCAACGCAUGUCAAUUUAGAUGGAGAAGAUUGAAAUCGGGAAAUUUGAAGAACCCUCCAAAAUCAGCAGCAGCUUUAGGGGCUCAAUUUAAACAGAAUCCUAAUAUGAAUUCUGCACCAAAAAAGAAAAAAGCCACAACUAAAAAUAACAAAAGUACAACUGAGUCAUCAGAUAAUACUACCGAAAAAGAAACCAAAUCAGGAAAAGUUUCAAAAACACCAAAAUCCAGUGGUCCAACAAAUAAUGGUUCAAAGGGGAACACUCCUAGCAGUAGUAGUAAUAGUACAACCAACAGCAAUAACUUUACUUAUAAUCCCAUGACAACUGGUACUUUUCAAGGGUUUGACAAUAAUAUUUCAACAGCAUUGGCCGGAUUGAAUGCUUUGUCCAACUCACCAUCUUAUAUUUCUAAUUCAAGUCCUGCUACCCCUAAAGGUUUAACAUCGCCAACUAUAAACGGAAGUGGUCCUCACCAUAGCGGUAAUCCGAAUUUGGCUCAUAAAUAUGAGGCAUCUCCUGCAUCGGAUAGAUCCCUAGAUCAACGUCGUCGGUCAAGUGUAACUGGUUCAGUAUCUGGUCAUCGUAAUAGUAAUGGUGGGUACUAUGUUGACGUUUCGGUUGAUCCAACCAUGAAUUUACCUCAUAAUAAAUCUCACCCAACAACUCCAUCAUCACUAACUCCUAGAAAUUCAACUUCUGCUGGUGAUAAAGGUUCCAAUUUUACUCAUCGAGGUUCGAUAUCUGGAGUUGCCAAUAUUUCGGCCCUACGCAGCAACUCAAUAAUACAAAUCACCACAGACGAAAGAGGUUCUAUUCUGUCAAUGGGUAGAGCGUCGGUGUCUUCAUUACCUUCAAAGUCGAUGAAUAUACCACAUCAUCAACUGGGUAACAAUUCUUUAGCUCAUUUGCCUGUUUUAUUUGGUGGCACGGGCAGCAUUAGUGGGCCCUCCAGACAUUCCAGUGUUAGUGGUGGAUCUGUUGGUGGUCAACAAACUACCCUUCCUAGUUUGAGAAGUGGUAGUGUCGUUGGGUCCAACAUUGGAUAUUUUUCUCGGUCCGGCUCGGUCGUGAUACCACACACUGCAGACAAAAAGGAAGAAGAACCAUUCAAAUUUGACAAGGAGAGAUUAGAGGCCAGUAAUAAAAAAUUACAAAAGAUACGGCGAAAUAUGCCGCCAUCAAGGACCAAAACAAAAAGGAAACCUGGUACACCGAUCCCCAAAUUGGAUAUACCAUGGACUAUGGAAGAGGAUGAGUUGUUGAUUAAUAGACGUAAUCGUGAAUUGUCAUUUGCAGAAUUAUCAAUUUUGCUACCACAAAGAACGGAAGGAGAAAUAUGGACCCGUAUAGAUUAUUUGGAGAACUUGAGAAAUGGUGGACAUAGAUCAGCAAACUCAAGAGACCUGAGACGAGCACGACAAGAGUCCAUAGGGCUUGGUGAUGUAGAUGGAUUUUAUGAUGACGACGAUGAUGAUGAUGAUGAUGUUCUUCAGGUAAGCGAUGACGAUGAUGAUGAAGUAUUAGUUGACGUUGAUGAUAUUCCACAUCCAAGAAAGAAAAAAAGAAGAAUGAGUUCAGCCGUUAAUCCUUUAUCAGUCAGAGGUUCAAUUAGAAAGUAG
Messenger RNA from Candida albicans SC5314, 1803 nucleotides. RefSeq names its product Dot6p (gene DOT6). Bases 1 to 1803 code for a protein of 600 amino acids. The record is from RefSeq and is a predicted model, not a curated record. Lineage: Eukaryota; Fungi; Ascomycota; Pichiomycetes; Serinales; Debaryomycetaceae. The transcript has a single exon.